Rhipicephalus microplus (southern cattle tick) is the source of this 2077-nucleotide messenger RNA. Its product is annotated as alpha-amylase 4N-like. Lineage: Eukaryota; Metazoa; Arthropoda; Arachnida; Ixodida; Ixodidae. The record is from RefSeq and is a predicted model, not a curated record.
GAGAGCACGAUCAUAUUUUACGGCGGAAUGGUUGAAGUCUCUCACUCUAAACCUAGAGACAUCUACAGGUAUAGCUUACAGAUCGAAGAGAACAAAGAAUAAAUCGCACGUUUUUUCUCAGGAUAGACGUUUGGAGGAAAACAGAGAAAGAAGUAAUCGAGCAAGCAAAACGUUGUUCACAAAACGAGUUCAACAUCGGGUUUUCGAUCUCUGUGUACGAGUGUACAACGGCGGUGCCCAAACAAAUUGAUGGGGCUGUCUGACAUUACACGGUUGACUGCUGCACUGUGGAUCUUCUGCAACAGCGUCUAUGGAAGCAACAAGGAGCCAAACAUGGUUCCCGGUCGAAGCGUGAUCGUGCACUUGUUCGAGUGGAGGUUUGAUGACAUUGCCGAAGAAUGCGAGACAUUCCUUGGACCACACGGCUACGGUGGUGUUCAGACAUCGCCAGUAAACGAGCACGGCAUCGUCUUUGGAGAGCCAGUGAAACGACCAUGGUAUGAGCGGUACCAGCCUGUAAGUUACAAAAUCGGUACUCGGAGCGGCAACGAGACGCAGUUUCGUGACAUGGUUCGUCGCUGCAACGAGGCCGGCGUCAGAGUGUACGUGGACGUAGUCAUCAAUCAUAUGUCUGGUCCUCUGCAAAUAAAGAAGGGAACAGCGGGGAGCAGCUUCAAUUACGACGAGUUUAGUUACCCAGCUGUACCGUAUGGUCCCAAUGAUUUCAACAGGAAGGAAAAAUGCAACAGUGAGUCAGGUACAAUCGAGAUUUACGGAGAUGCACUGCAGGUGCGCAACUGUGAAUCGGUCGGACUUCGGGACUUGGACUAUGGUAAAGAUCACGUUCGAGCCAAGAUUUCUGAGUUCCUAAAUCAACUCAUCAGCUUUGGCGUAGCCGGAUUUCGCGUCGAUGCCGCCAAGCAUAUGUGGCCUGUCGACUUGAAAGUCAUCUACGGAAAGCUUAAUAACCUCAGCACAGAGUUCUUCCCUGCAGGGUUCAAGCCAUUCAUCUACCAGGAGGUGAUCGAUACGGGCCACAACGAACCCAUCACCCACUGGGAGUAUAUACCAAUGGGCAGAGUGAUAGAGUUCCUUUACGGCGCCAAGUUAGACGUGCCCAGGAAAAGACCAAACCAGCUCCUCAAGUACCUUAGAAACUUUGGCGAGGGUUGGGGCUUCCUUCCGAGUGGAGACGCUCUCACUUUCGUGGACAACCAUGAUAACCAGCGGGGUCACGGAGCUAGCGGCGCGGAUCUAUUGACGUUCUUCGAACCCCAACUGUAAAACAUGGCCAUCGCUUUCAUGCUAGCGUGGCCGUACGGACUGCCUGGCGUUAUGAGCAGCUGCCACUGGCCUCGCGACUUCCGCCGUGGUGUUGACCAGAAUGCCUGGUUUGGACCACUGUCCGAUGCUGCAUGGAAUAUACGACACGUAGUUCGACACAGUGACAACACCUGUGGAGGUGGAUGGAUAUGUGAGCACAGGUGGAGACAGAUCUACAACCUCGUCGAGCUGCACAACGUGGCAGGCUUCUCGUCUGUCACUAACUGGUGGGACAACGGCUAUCAUGCAAUCGCGUUCGGUCGCGGAAAUCCUACUUUCGUCGCUCUAAACAACGAGGACUUCCGCUCGGAUGCAGUUCUUCAAACGUCUUUGCCCCCGGGAAGAUACUGCGACGUCAUAUCUGGUAUUAUGACCUCAUUGGGCUGCACAGGAAGGUCAUUCGUUGUGGGACCUGACGGCAAGCUCAACAUUACCGUGGACCAUUCUUGGGAGGAUCCUGUGAUUGCGUUGCACGUUCAAGCAAAACUACCGAGUGCCUAACAGACACAACGUUCCGUCAUACAGCAGGUAAUAUGGAGGGAAAUGCCAACUAAAACAAUCACACCAAAUCAACAAAGUCAAGUGACUAUCCGCUAUCGGAAGCCCCGGAUGCCUGGGCUCAAUUGUGGAACGCGUCCAAGGGGCCCACAAUGCGACAGUCGGGCUUGACCUGGCUGUCCCAAGGCGAGAGCAGCCUGCUGCGCACUGAGCAGUGCACCUCAGGACUACCAAUAAAGUUUCGCAUCAAUACGUC